Messenger RNA from Malaclemys terrapin pileata, 968 nucleotides. Its product is annotated as myelin-oligodendrocyte glycoprotein-like. Lineage: Eukaryota; Metazoa; Chordata; Testudines; Emydidae. The transcript has 10 exons. Bases 210 to 968 code for a protein of 252 amino acids. The record is from RefSeq and is a predicted model, not a curated record.
UAAAGAAGAAGAGAAUUUCCUCCUUUUUUAUAUUGAAUUCCACCCACCGGAUAUUGCACACAUUUUAUAGCAUCUCUUUCUCCCUGGUUUUCUUAUUUUAUUGAUUAUCUGGACAGUUGCUGGAAGGUUUAGAAGGAGCUAGAGGAUAAGAUUCCCUUCAAACCGAAUUUAUCAGCCCCUGUGACUCUCCCACAUGAGCUACCAGAGGCAUGGAGCUACGGGGACAGCUCUCCAGCUGCUUGUUCUGUGCCAUACUCCUAGCAGCAAUUCCUUUUUCAGAGAGUUUUGAAGUCAACUCAUCCCCAACUGUCACUGGGAUUGUCGGCCAGGAUAUGCUCUUAUCCUGCCAGAUCUCCACCAGGACACAGCCGGCCAAUAUGGAAGUGCAGUGGAAGAAAAUCAUCCUGGCGAAUAUAGAGAUUGUCCAUGAAUACAGAGCCCAGACAGGCCAGGAUGUGCCAGGGCUGAACUACCAGGGCCGGACUGUGCUGUUAAAGGAUGGAUUCAGCUCUGGGAAUGUGUCUUUAAAGCUGAAGAACAUCCAACUGGCUGAUAGGGGAACAUACAACUGCAUUGUGAAGUCUAAUGAGUGGAGCGCUGAUGCUACAACUGAGCUACAAAUUGCAGAAACCUCUGAGGAGAUCACUGAAUUUAAAAAUGGCGAAACACUGAGAGAGAAAGGAAAAAAGAGAGUAAGAUUUUCCAUCCCAAAAACCCGUGAGCAGAACACUGAAACUUUUGAGAAAAACACCGAAAAAAUGGCUGAGGCUAACUUAGACCAACAAAAGAUUCUCGUGGGCACGAUUGUUGUCCUCAUUGUUAUUAUUAUCAUCGGGAUCGUCUUCUUCAUUUAUUAUUGUUUAAGAAACAGAAGGAGAGAUCCUGAAAAAGGAACACUCAUCAGUGCAGAAGAAGGACGCGGAGUUGGUUGGAGGCAGAGUCAGGGUAAGUUCAAGUGUCUUUUAUAA